This is a messenger RNA of Rosa chinensis, 1293 nucleotides long. Its product is annotated as probable LRR receptor-like serine/threonine-protein kinase At3g47570. Gene Ontology annotation, biological process: protein phosphorylation. Lineage: Eukaryota; Viridiplantae; Streptophyta; Magnoliopsida; Rosales; Rosaceae. Gene Ontology annotation, molecular function: protein binding; ATP binding; protein kinase activity. The record is from RefSeq and is a predicted model, not a curated record.
CUCUCAAUUUCUUUGAGCAUGUCUCAAAAUUCUUUGAGUGUUUCCCUACCGGAUGAAGUGGGCACUUUAGUAAAUCCUGCUGAGCUAGAUGUAUCAGGAAACAAGUUAUCAGGUGAGAUCCCCAUUACGUACCUUGGCAGCUGUACUAGCUUAGUUAGCCUGCAUUUGGAAGGUAAUGAAUUCAAAGGACAUAUUCCUCAAUCUCUAGAAAAGUUAAGAGGCUUGGAUCAGAUGGAUAUUUCUCGGAAUAACUUACCUGGACAGAUUCCAGAAUUUUUAGGCAAGCUUGGAGCUCUUAGGUAUUUCAAUCUUUCUCAAAAUGAUUUUGAAGGUGAAUUGCUGACAGAAGGAAUCUUUCUGAACGUAAGUGGAGUCUCAGUUCUUGGAAAUGAUAAGCUCUGUGGUGGCAUCCCAGAAUUACUUCUACCUCCAUGUUCCAGCAGAAAGCCUCAUUCAUCUCGAGGACUACUUGCCCCAAAAGUAAUAAUCCCUUUAACUAGUGCAAUUGCAUUAAUAAUUGCUCUUUCCUGCUUGGUUGCUGCACGUUCAAUGAUGAAAAAGCCGAGAGAUGGACCUUUGACUUCAUCUUCUCAUAAUGAUUCAUAUCCAAGUAUCUCUUACUUGGAACUUGUUCAAUCAGCUAAUGGGUUUUCUGUGGACAAUCUGAUUGGUUCGGGAAGUUUUGGUUCUGUAUACAAAGGAUUACUGAGUAGUAAUGGAAUGGUAGUUGCUGUUAAGGUGUCAAACCUUCAACAACACGGAGCUUCAAAGAGUUUCAUUGAUGAAUGCAGAGCUCUAAAAAGUAUAAGGCACCGCAAUCUUCUGAAGAUCAUAACUACCUGCUCAAGCACCGACAAUCAGGGUAACGACUUCAAAAGUAUAGUUUUCAAUUUCAUGGAAAAUGGAAGUCUAGAUCCUUGGCUGCAUGCUAGAGAAGACGACGGAUCUCAAAGUAAGAGAUUGAGCCUUAUCGAAAGGCUCAAUAUUGCCAUUGAUGUUGCUUGCGCAUUAGAUUAUCUACAUGACCAUUGUGAAACACAUUGUGAAACAUCCAUUGUUCAUUGUGAUCUAAAGCCAAGCAACGUCCUUCUCGAUGAGGAUAUGGUAGCCCAUGUUGGUGCCUUUUCAUCAUCCCUUGACAUUCCUAGUUCCAUUGCUGCGGAGGUUAUGGUAGUGAUCAAGGCAAUCAAGCUUGCAUGGGUUCGAGAUUGGAAGCAUAUUUGGCUGGAAGUUGACUCGUCCCUCAUUCUAAAUUUUCUCCACUCUCCCCAGAUGGUACCUUGGCAAUUAUAG